Molecule: messenger RNA, 4874 nt
Organism: Rhopilema esculentum
Lineage: Eukaryota; Metazoa; Cnidaria; Scyphozoa; Rhizostomeae; Rhizostomatidae
Product: potassium voltage-gated channel subfamily A member 1-like
Biological process (GO): protein homooligomerization; potassium ion transmembrane transport; action potential
Cellular component (GO): voltage-gated potassium channel complex; membrane
Molecular function (GO): delayed rectifier potassium channel activity
Source: RefSeq, a predicted model, not a curated record
AUUCUCAGCGCGUCAUUCUUACUUUUUAAUGAAUAAAGGGACAAUUGAGUUCUUUUAUGUCUGCUUUUCCUCAAAAACUUCCUUGCAAAAAAUGUUUUCCAAGAGACUUCUUAAACGUAUUUUAUUUCUUUAACUUCAAAUCCAAGCUGGGACGGUCGUGUUAACAAGCUAAUUCUGUUACAUAUAAUAUCAUUAAGUUUCGUGGAGUUGUAUAAUGCAAUAUAUUAACGCGCAUUAUCUUUCAAGAUAUGCGUUGAGCGAUUAGCUGUCUACUGUCUUUUCCUAACCUAAAUAUUCAAUGCCCAGUUUUCCUACCCCAUGUGUAGGAAUUCUCCUUCAUCUUCUGCAGGAUGAAAUUUCUUUCAAAAUUAAAUGUCAUCAUUGAGGCGUUAAUCGUUUUUAACUUAUCGUAUUUUGUCUAAAUCAUUAAUUAUGUCUAUCUCUGAUUCUGAUGUUUGCAUCAAACGGAAAACAGGCUCUUCUUGACGUAGCAUGAUCUAGUUAGUGGCCUUUCGUUGGUGUCUUCGCGAUUUGCACUUUGGGUUGAUUUUCACAUUUAUUGAUUUAAAAGCAUCUUACCGACUUAAAGAUAAAACCAGUCAAAGUUUUAGAAAUGCGACGGUCGCUUCCCCAAAAAAUUUCAUCUUACCAAUCAUUUUUUAUAAAUGGCCUUAAUGUUAGCUGGACUGUAAUUCUCGAAAAGAUUUUAGAGACUUCUUCUAAACUUACUAACUUUGCGGAAAGUGUAUGCUAGCACAAAAGUGUAUUAAACUGUAUUUUUAACAAAGAAUGUGAAAUUUUUUGAUGGCCAAAAGAGGUUCUGAUGAAACGAUGGGAGACUUUUCAAUGCUACAACGAAUUGAUGUUUCGAUAUUUUGUAGCAAGAUGCAGGGCUUCAUGAAUAUUCCUACAUUGCACAUUGCAUCAGAAUUCUUUCAUUCUGUAUUCCAUAUUUUCGCAUAACUCAUAUCGGUAUUUCUUUUAACAAAAGUCUGCACGUACAGGUGUUCCGCUCAUCAUCUGUAUUUUCAAAACAGAUUUCUUUGCGCAAUGCGAGUCCCUGAAAAGCUGCAGCAACCGGAGUCGCUAAUAGCAAGCCACCCAGCCGUGUUUUCAAACAGAUUAAGAAAUCUUCCAAUUAACACUCUGUUAUAGAAUUUAUCAUAAUUGUGUUCGUCUUGUCUGUGAAUGGACCUGGUUUUUGUAAUUAUGCUGCGUAAUUAGCCUGUUUAAAUUCAAUCGCUCCAUCUGCUAUCACCCUACUUUGCAUUAUCGAUGCCUUGUCGAUGUUUAAGUGACAUUUUGUCUUGCACUCACGUAAUAUUUGCCUGUUAACAUGAUCUCCGUUUGAGCCUUUUUGGCAAAUGUAAAGGAUACGAUUAAGGUAUAAGCACUUGGCGAAUUCAUUGGAGUUUUGCGCCCAUAUCAAACACACCAAGUUUUGAUGUGUACAUUUCACUCUGACCUAAGACCAAUUCUUUGAUAUUGAAUAUCGUUCUUGAAGCUGCCACAACGGAAGUUGGACCGAUUCAAGUUGGUUUAGAGCAGUAGAUUUGUUCUCCCAGAUAUGUGGAGGCAGUUAUAUUUUUCACCAGAACCGCUCAUUAAGUCGCUCCGGUUUUGUAUUGAUCGAGAAAUUUGAAGAGACCAGUGACACCUUUUUUGGGAAGCGUAUCAAGAAGUCCUGCGCAACUUUCAAGUGAGAUUUCGAACUAUCUGCAUAAUUAUCACACGGAUUUCAAUUAAUAUAGUCUGGAAUUAAAAGCCCAUCCAUUACUGACACUUUGCGGUGUUGUCCUAAAUGCAAGAAUUCUUAAACUGAAUUAUAGAAACCAAACGAUUUGUUCAGCAGGUCGAUCUUUUUGUAUUGCGCUGAAUCUAACAUCGUUUUGGCGGUAAAACGCCGUCUGGAAUUCUGUUUCCAUCCCGGCUGGAUAUACCUUAAUUAGAUCUACGUGUCGAUGCAUGAAUAUGGAUGGAAACACCGAAAGAAAGAGUAGUACGUUUGGUCUUUACUAGGCUCAGGCACCUACACAUCGUACUCCUGCUAGACAAUUGAACAAAGAGCCUAUCAAAGGUUUUAUCUUGUAAAUGGAAAUAAGGACAUUUAUUUCGAUUUUAUGAGAGUGUGUUCCAUUAUGCCUCUCAUUGCAGCUGCGUUUGGAUCAAAAAUGGUAGUGCGGUAACAAAGGAAGAUAGAUCAUUGUACGAUAUGAACUGGUAAAAUCGCCUUUAAUCGGACGUCAUUGUAGAUACAUUGAAAGGUCAUAAAAGACAUGGGCAAGCUUGAGAAAUGAAGCGAAGGGAGAGAAGGGUAUCGGAAGAGAGGAAUAACAGGCGGAUGCGUAAAAAACUACGGAUAAAAAUACGAAUCGGGAAUGAACUGUUUGAGACUUUCGCUGCAACGCUGGAGAGAUUCCCGGAAACGCUACUCGGGUGUCAUGAUAAGCGGACCCGUUACUACGAUCUUCAAUCGGAUACCUUCAUUUUCAGCGAGCAUGUCCGAACUUUUGAUGCCAUUCUCUACUAUUAUCAGUCGUAUGGCUCGCUCAUCAGGCCCCCGUUUGUCUCGUUGCAAGACUUUGAGAAUGAUUGUCGGUAUUUUGAGAUCGAUGAGAAAACGAUAUUAAGAAUGAAAAAGAGGGAUGGAUUUUUAGGUCUUGAUAUCCUAAACAAUAGAUGCGAUGAGAUUCUGAGGGAUCAAAAGUCUUGGCGAAGAAGAAUCUGGUGUUUUCUGGAAUACCCUGAGACAUCACUGGCCGCCAGAUUAUUUGCUUGUUUUAGCUUUGUACUUAUUGCUUUCUCUGUUCUGUUUGCCUGCCUUACUACGCUGCCGUCGAUACAAAUCAACCAAAAUGAUCUUUUUCAUGAUCCAUACUUUCUCACUGAACUUGGAUUAAAUGUUUAUUUUCUGGUGGAGUACAUCUGCCGAUUUUUCACUGCUCCAAGAAUUUUUCAAUUUUUGACGACACCGUUAAGUAUCAUUGAUUUUGUAGCCGUAAUUCCAUAUUUCGUGGUCCUCUCGAUCAAUGCGAAACAAGUUCAAAAUUUGGCAUUCUUGAAGAUCAUGAGGACACUACGUGUUUUACGGUUGUUUCGACUUACUAAGCACUCUAAAACAUUCCAGACAGUCAUGCUUAUCAUGUCGCAAUGCGUUAAAGAUAUUUUCAUGCUCUUUAUCUGUUUCUUCAUUGCCUGCAUCAUCUCUGCCAGUAUGCAAUAUUAUGUCGAGCUCACGGUUCCCGGUAGUAUGUUUACAAGCAUCCCCCAAUCGAUGUGGUGGUCAAUACAGACAUUGGUUUGUCUAGGCUAUGGUGACAUGAUACCUCUAUCAAUCAUGGGGAAAAUCACUGCAUCGGCAGUGGCGAUAUUCGGUGCUAUCACUUUAAGUGUCCCAUUGUUGUCAGUCGGUGGAAAAUAUCUUACACUGUAUGCACAAAAAUUCUGUGUACCGAUCGGUGAAGAUAUGGACGUCAAGGAAAGCAAAACUGAACCUGCAAUUCCAAGAAAAAUGACAGAGCUAUCAGUAGUUGAUGACUAUGAUAUUAUGUAGCCAUUUUUGUUAUGUUGCCAUGCAAAGUUCUUUAUAAUGAGAGGGAGAAUUUUCGUAGUUUUAGCAAAUUUUCGUAGUUCACACUGGCAAUCGGUUGGAGAUAUAAAACUGAUCUUCAAUUUUAAUUCUAACUAAGCGAGAAUGCCAAGGCUAAAAAUUUGUUCCUAGCAAGGUAUUGGUAUAAGAAAACCAAAAUAGAACAUUUAGGAGUAAAUUUUCUGUACCCAAUGCAUAAGGUGUCGUUUAGAUAUACGAUUUGCAAAAUGCGAUGUAUCAUUGGUCAUUUAUAAGUGGGGAAGGACUAUCUGUUAUCUAGUUUGGUAAAUUAAAGUGUAUUGUAGUUCCGCAAAGGCAAAUGAAUAGUUAUUAAGUUGGUUCUUGUGUAUUGGUCUAUUUUAAUAUUUAUUCAUGUAACAAGUGUUGACAUUAGCCGUGUCAAAGCCUCAUCGCAAUUAAUUUUUUAUUUUGACCUUAGCUGGUUUUACAUUUUUCGUAAGAACAUUAAGUGAUGUAAAUUAAUUGCCUUAGUCAAGAUAUGUUCAAUUUAAUUUUAAUUAGUUUGUUGGGAAAUUUCAAAACAUUGACACGCAGUAGUUGUAUUGAGAAAAACUUCCUUUCCCUUAUAUCUUAACAUAUCUAAUGAAAAUAAUACCAAGGUUUAAGUGAUCUUCAAUGAUUGUAAAGAUGCAUUAUAAAGAUGCAUUAUAAAGGGCAUUCUCAUGGAAAAGCAACUGUAAAACUGGAGCGGUACUUGUUCCUGUCAUCUUAUCCACUGGGCAUCGCGAGAGCAGCCUUUUUUCAAUCAGCAAUAACAAACCUACCAAGUUACAUUUUCUUUAAUAGUAGGGUUCCUGUAGGACCCAGUUUUUGAAAUUAGGACAGUUGUUUCGAAAAUUCCUUGAAAAAAGCAAACAUCGAUGUAAAUAAUUGCUUUUUUCAACGCCAUUUUCAAGUUCUGCACCGCCAUAAAAACUUUCACUGUUAUUUUGCUGAAACUAAAUGACGAUUUUUAUAUUAAUUGUCUACUCGUGUUUUCCUGCAGCCAAGAAUGUUGGCUCAAAACGAUUUGAUUUGUCUCUUUUCUUGUUCACUUAACUUAACUUCAAUUUGUUUGUCACUUCUCAGACAAUGUCAAUGUGAAUAUCUUGAUCGCAUUGAUCCUCUGGGCAGCAUACAUCUCCAGUUACCUCUUCCUCAUACAUAUUCUUAAUCACAUGUUUCUUAGAAAAUUGAUGUAGAGAAAAAGAUCCUGUGUAAGUUGGACAAACAAAUAUACUUUUUCUUGAGUUUUUUUUAUUCCUGACAUUUACAUUCGAGUUUC